ACAAUGUCCAAAUAUGGAUGGAAUCUUGGAUUUUAAUAGUUAUAAGAACAUUUUAUUGGGGAAAAAUCGCAGAAGAACUUUUCUAGUUUAAAUUAAAUCCCAAUUUUUUUGCUAAUAUGUUAUUCAGUGUGAUUGAUAAAUCUGUACAUUUGUAAAUAAUUAUGGCUGCGGAAGCUGCAGAUGUUUUGAUCAAGAAGGGUAAACGCGCUACAGCAGCAUAUAUACAAGGAGUUUGUAGUUCUCAAAAUAACUCUGAUAUCACAAAUGAAGUUUUUGAUUCAAUAUUAAAUCCUUUAGUUCCCAUAAAUGACUGGGAUUCUAUAGAUUGGUGCAAAUGGCUUUUGGCAGGUGGAAGAACACCUGAAGACUAUACUCAAACAGUGAGAAGAUAUGACAAUGCUACCACCUGUGGACUUGUAUGGACUGCCAAUUUUGUUGCUUAUCGGUGUCGAACUUGUGGAAUUUCUCCAUGUAUGUCCUUGUGUUCAGAAUGCUUCCAAAGAGGUGAUCACAAAGGCCAUGACUUCAACAUGUUUCGAAGUCAGGCUGGAGGAGCCUGUGAUUGUGGAGACAAAAGUGUAAUGAAAGAAUCUGGGUUUUGCCAAAGACAUGGAUUACAAAAUCAGAGAAAUAAACCAGAGGCUCCUCCAGACCUUCUCUGUGUUGCUGAGGUAUUGAUGCCUCGAUUAUUUUUACGGUUGGUUCAGCAUUUACGAGAGAACAGUGAACCAGCCUUUUUAGACACACACCACACGGCCAUGCAUUUUGCGGAUGGUUUCCUGAGUCUGCUACAGUCACACAGUGAAAUGGGAGCUGCCAUGAGAAGUGUAAUGACUCAAGCUCUCACCAAUCCUCAAAUAUAUUACAUGCUAGCUAUUGAUUGUGAGACUGGAAACCAUCUUCAGUACAGAAGAGAAAGUCUAUCUCAGUAUCUUAAUGCAAGAAAUAGUUUACAGUCAUCAGAUGACGACAUAAGCUCUAGUGAUACUGAUAGGACUACAUGGUACUCUGUUGAACAUUUAAAGCAGUCAUCAUUUUUGGAUGAACUUGUCUUUUGGACUAUAAAAUUUGAAUUCCCUCAGAAGCUUGUCUGUUUACUUUUAAAUAUGAUGCCAGAUCUGACUUAUAAAGAAGCUUUUACGAAAAUAUUUGUUAAGCAUUAUGGUCUAAUAAGUAAAAUGUUAUCUAAGUCCAAAGAUUCAGAAACACUAUCUAACAGAGUUGUACAUGUCAGUGUUCAGCUCUUCAGUAAUGAAGAUCUUGCUUAUCAGAUGACCAAAGAUUAUGAUCUACUACAAAUUAUGGUGGAUAGCUUAUUUUCAAUGAUGCUAUCAAUUUCUCAGAAAAGCACCCUACAAUGUCCUGAAAAAAAUGAGCAUUUAGUAGUAGAUUGUGGUCAUCACAUCAUGAAGGAGCACUGCUACUGGCCUCUAGUUAGUGAUCUGAACAAUGUCCUUACUCAUGCUGCUGUAGCCCAUGAAUUUCUCAGUGAUUCCUGCCUUUUAAAUCAGUGGUUUAAAUUUUUGUCACUGUUUCAAGGUAUGAAUGUAAAUCAAAGGGAGCUGAAGGCACAUGUAGAAUUUGAAUCCAACACAUACUAUGCUGCAUUUUCUGCUGAAUUGGAAGCAUCUGCGACACCCAUGUGGGCUCUUAUUUCUCAUUUGAAGACCCCGAAAAUGUUAGAGAAAACUAAAGCUGUGUUAACAGCAUGCCUCGAUGCAUUGCAAAAUUGGUUUACUGCCAUUAAUUUUUCUGUUGGGGAUGAAAUUAAUCCAUAUCAAGUGUCUUUUCAUAUCCCACUUCAUAGAUGUUAUGCAUCUUUUUUGGGACAAGCUGUAAGGCAGCAAGGUGCUCAAUUAGACUCUUUAUUACCUCCUGAUGACACUUUGAAAUUAAUGAUGAUGCAUCCUCUUCAAGCUCAGGUUACUUUUCAUGAGAUUUUGUGCAACAUGUGGGUUCGUAGUGGUCUACAGAUUAAAGGUCAGGCAAUGACUUAUAUCCAGUGCCAUUUCUGCAACUCUAUUGUUGAUGCCGAUCUUUUCUUGCUACAAUUAUGUGCUAUGAAAUUAGACCCUGAUUGGUUUCUAAGAACAAUCAUGCAGAGGUUUCAUGUAUGGGAAUGGUUGACCUUUCAUCCAAACCGAAAUAAUACGUUUUUAGACAGUGAUAAAGUAAUGCCAAUGUUAGAAGGUGCUCUCUCAUUUCUUACUACAUUGCUGUCUACUCACACAAAUAUAGGUUUAUCAGAAGAAAAAGUAAUCAGGCAAGAAAUGGUGUCACUUCUUUGCAUGAAUGAUAGGACACAUUCACAGCUUAUGGAUUUAAUACCUGAUAAAUGUGGGGAAACUUCUCAAAACAAGAAUUUUGAAUCCAUAUUAAAUCAGGUUGCUGUUUAUAAGGCUCCAAAUUUUGAGGCCAAUGGAGCAAUGAUGCAGGGAACUUAUGUUCCUAAAGCAGAGAUUUGGGAGGAAGAAUAUGACCCCAUUCAUGUUCUUCUUAGAGCAGUGCAUCGACGAGAGUAUCAAGCCUCAUUAGACAGAUUUUCGCAAUAUCUUCGACAAAAUAAUAAACUCUCAAGCUCAAGGCCACCUUGGCCACCAUUUAGAAUACCUCCACCAGUAUUUGAUCAAUUCCAGGAUCCUCGCAGGAUUUUACACUGCAAAACUAUGCAUGGUAUAAUUUUAACUAUUUUAUAUCGGGCAGUGAAUGAUCCUGAUAUUCCUGAGCAGAUUCUUAGCUUCUGUAUUUAUCUUUUGGAUAUGGCUGUCAGAUUUCCAUCAUCUGAAUAUUCUGCUAGCCCACAAUCAGAUUUAAAGGAAGUGGAAGAUCUUAAAUAUGAAGAUUGGUUUGAUUCGUCCAAUAUAUUACAAAACAUAUCAAAGACUAUUGACUCGGUUGUUAUUACUGAGAAAGUUGUUAUGUCCAUGCGCAUGGUAGAAGAAAUGGAGGUAGAUGAAGAAGUGGAAGAAGAAAUGGAAAUGGGACCAGAUGGUUAUACAGUUUAUGACGUUCCUAGCCCCAUAAUUGAAGAAGAUUAUCCAGAUCCAUCUGUUCAGCAUCCUCCGUUACCUGCAACAGAUACUCAGUUGGCUUUGCCAUCAACAUCUGCUGUUACUACUGCUGUUGCAACUACAUCUAGUAAUCAAACUCAACUUCUUCCUGUGCCUAGCACAGCAUAUCUUGAUCAUACCAUAAUUGAUAUGUUUAAUUUAUCUGGUAUUGUUGCUGCUGGUGCUCUCCCUUCAACAUCUGGGACUACAGCACCACAACAAGAUUCUUCAAGACAACAACUGGCUUUACCAGCUAGUAGUAGCUCAUACAAUAUGGCCCUCAUUCCAACUUCAGAAGGACUUACAACUGUUAGACCAAAGUGUAUGAAAUUAAAGCAAGUUCCUGGUCGACACCGAAUGCUACUGUCAGAUAAAGGCCUGCCUUUAGCUAUUGGUUCCUCUGAAUCAGAAAGUUGUUCUGGAGAACAAAAAUAUCAUUCAUUUAGUAAUAAAAGGACUAUAAAUGUUCAUGAAAGUAUAUUGUCCCUUCUGUUACAACUUCACUCAAAAUUGUCAGAAAAACCUGACUCUUAUAAACCCAAAGAAAAUAUGUCUUUUCAAGAGCUUAAUUCAAGAAUUGGAGAUGGAGUUCUGUUUGUGGAGAGAUUGUUAAAUCAAAUUGUUAUUUCUGGCGGGGACAGUUUAAAUGCAAUUCAGAAUAUCCGUCAAAAGCUAUGGCCAAGAAAAGUUGAUGUCAAUGCAUCACCUUCUUCUGAAAAUAUUGAUAAAGAAGAAAGGAGAAGGAGAGCUAAAGAAAGGCAACAGAAGUUAAUGGCUGAAUUUGCUUCGAAACAAAAAGCUUUCAUGCAAAAAACAAUGGAAACAGAUUCUAAAGAAGGAACAUCUGGUAUUGAAGAAGAGGCUGAAGAUACUCAAAAAGAAUAUGAGUGUGUUAUUUGCAGUCAAAUGUCAGCCUCUGAAGAGGAUCGACCUGUAGGAAUGGUUGUCCUUUUGCAGGCAACGAGUGUUGCUGGGCAUUAUCAUCAAGUUCCUAAUCGUGCAUUGCCAUGUGAUGAAAAGGACCGUGGAGAACUUCUGAAAGGCGAAAACAUGUCUUCUGUAGUGAAAUAUAAAAUCGAACUUCUUGAACGCUACUUCAAUAAUGUGAGUGAAAAAACGCGUCUUCCUAAAUUUUUCAGAGAAAGGAAACCACAUAAACGAUACUGGCCUAUGGCAUUAAACAUUGGUUGGGAAGGAGGAGUACAUGUUCAGACAUGUGGUCAUUACUUACAUAUUGACUGCCAUAAAGCAUACAUUGUGUCACUGAAGAACCAAAACCAGUUAUCUUCCCGUCUUCAGAAUUUGGCAGUCGAACAAGGGGAAUAUUAUUGUCCACUUUGUCGGCAACUUGCCAAUUCUGUAAUUCCUUUAAGGCCAGGUUAUAGAGAAGGUUCAGCCCUUGUACAAUAUCCAAGAAAAGAUUUAAAAAUUCUUGCCGCAGAUAUAUCAGAUCUUCUGUCAACGCCACUUUCAGAAAGGGAUUCUAACCUUUUGAAGAAAUACAUGGGUGGCAUUAUGGAGGACAUAACAAAUGCUACCUAUCCACAAUAUCGUUCCUUAUGUGCACCAAGUCCCAGUAGCCUUUUCUUGUUUGUUUGCUCAAUAGCUCGAACUAAUUUGGAAAUUGAAUUAGUUCAAAGAGGACGGCUGUUUGAACCACUGAAGAAAAAGUCAUGUUUUGUUCCUCUAUUGAAUGUACUGUACUUGCACUCCAGACUUUUGUCCCAGACUAUAGACAAGAGUCAACAAAUGGACUAUGCUGUAAAAGUAUGGAGUCGCCUAACUGGUCAAAUUCCUGCUGAUCACAAUUCGUUGACAUAUUUUGCUGUUGAAGUUCCUCUGUUCUUGAGAGACCCAGUUGCUGUUCUUUUGCAGAUUAUAUUAACUCUACCAAUAAAUCUUGAUAAGAGUUAUUUCAGAUGCGUGAUUCAAGUUCUUUAUAACUUCAUAUUAAUUCAGUCAUUAGUUCAGAUAAGUUGUAGACUAAAUAGUUCAAAUAGAAAUGAUUUAAGUUUUAGGACUCUUCAGAUUCUCAAGGAUAUUGAAGAGUGCCCUGAUGGCGAGAAAAAUGAAGAAUUAGAAAGCAAAAUGAAAGAUACAAAAACUCUACUAGGAUUUGUGAUUGGUGGUUUAAAGUAUAGUUGCCUUUAUGUGGAAGAUGAUGAAAUGGAUUCAUCAAAAUGCAUUUCUACUGUUGAAAAUGAUUGUUUAGAGAAGUUUGUACGUGAACAUUGUUUACAUUUCUUGAAGAUAGCUGCUCUGCUUCAGAGCCAUUUAUUUGAAGAAAAAAUUAACUUAAAAGCUGAUGAUGAUGAAUUUUAUUUCUUCUGUCACUUCCUUGGAUUAAGUAAUUUGCCCAGAACUGAAUUUACAGCUGCAUCUAGCAUAGAGUGGACUGUGAAUACUGUUACUGAUUGAUUUUAUUUAUGUAUCCC
Messenger RNA from Argiope bruennichi, 5485 nucleotides. RefSeq names its product E3 ubiquitin-protein ligase UBR3-like (gene Ubr3). The record is from RefSeq and is a predicted model, not a curated record. Gene Ontology annotation, biological process: protein ubiquitination; ubiquitin-dependent protein catabolic process via the N-end rule pathway. Gene Ontology annotation, cellular component: ubiquitin ligase complex; cytoplasm. The transcript is spliced from 34 exons. Bases 162 to 5468 code for a protein of 1768 amino acids. Lineage: Eukaryota; Metazoa; Arthropoda; Arachnida; Araneae; Araneidae. Gene Ontology annotation, molecular function: zinc ion binding; ubiquitin protein ligase activity.